CAGAAACACAAAGAAAAUAUUAAAAAUUCAGGAUGGAUGAAUUUAAAUCAUAAGCAGGAGCAAAAUCCAAAUGCGUUGCGACCAUGUGAUGAUACAGAGAAAAGUGCUUUACGUGCACUUUCGAAUAAGCACAUUAGAAAAAGUUCAAGAAAUGAAAAGUUGUUAAAAUGGAUAGAUAGUCAUAAAAAUACUGAAGUUGUGAAUAAGAAUCAAGAUGUAAAUAGGACCGAAGUCAGCAACACCAUCUAUAAAUGGCAAAGCGGUCUUCGAGAUGAAAAAUCAUUUGAUUCAACUAAUAAAUUCACCACUGUAUUUGAUAAAAUUGAACAUGCAAUUUCGCCAGUCAAUCGUGUUUGUCUGACAAUGACGCACAACAAUUUACAAAGUCUUCAUAAUGUUUUAUUCUCCUUGCCAUUGUAUACGACUCCUUUUGAGCACUUGACAUACUUAAACUUCUCUCAUAACCAGCUUUCAUGGAUACCCGCACAAAUUGGCAAACUAGUUCAUCUUCGAUUUUUAAAU
This is a messenger RNA of Racocetra persica, 522 nucleotides long. Lineage: Eukaryota; Fungi; Glomeromycota; Glomeromycetes; Diversisporales; Gigasporaceae. The record is from the annotation of a GenBank genome assembly.